This is a messenger RNA of Vombatus ursinus (common wombat), 1857 nucleotides long. RefSeq names its product UBX domain protein 8 (gene UBXN8). Gene Ontology annotation, molecular function: ubiquitin binding. The transcript has 14 exons. Gene Ontology annotation, cellular component: nucleus; endoplasmic reticulum. Lineage: Eukaryota; Metazoa; Chordata; Mammalia; Diprotodontia; Vombatidae. The record is from RefSeq and is a predicted model, not a curated record.
AUGACGUCGGGCUGGGCGAUCUCUGAGGUUCCUCCGGGCCCUCUCAGAGGAAGGAGCUAUGUCCCAAGACACCGAGGAAGCCGGGGAAGACUGCAUCGAGAUGGCAGCCGCCAGCUGCGGUUCAGCGUUGCAACACAAGGGGCCCGGGCUGGGUCGGAUCCCUGGCGAUGCCCCAGGGGAGGUUUCGAAAACAAGGCUGUGGUGGGGAGCAUAGUCAGUGACAUGGAGAGCACCGCUCUCUGGCGCAGGGAACGGGAAGGACCCUGCAUCUCAAGCUCACUGGGGCAGGCACGAAGGGUGCCCCUGGGCCAGGGACCCCAGCCACUCUGGCCAGGGCAGGCAGCAAGGAUCCAGGCCUGGACCACUGCUUUGGGGGGUGAUGAACGUUUGUUACAAGAGGUUGGCCUUCCACCCCCUCCCGUGCCCCCCAGGAGGGGAGUCUGCCCCAGCCAUCUCAGCUCCCCAGCCUCCAGCAUCUACGAAAUGGGGACAAGAGUUAAGGAUGCUCAGAGGCCCCCGCCCCACCCCCACCAUGGGGGACCGCCGGCUGCCCAGGUGAGGCCCCCGCCCUGCAAGGGAGCCCCUCUUCCUGCAGGUGAGCCCCCCUCCCAUGAGCCCUCUCCCCCCACUCACCUAGCUGAGCUCCCCCCCCGUCCUCACGCAGGGGGCUGGGGACGAGGAAGGAGGCGCUCCGGCUCCUCCGGGGUGGGCGCUUUGCCUCGUCUAGAAUCCUCGGAUGAUUCAUCGGCACCGAAGGGCCUGCUGCGCCGGGGCCUGGGCACUGCCAGGGUGGGCAUCCCCCUGGGCUGGCCCGAGGCAUGUCCGCCCACACGCGGUGACCACAGCCGCCCUCACCACGGAGCUGUGGGCUCCCUGAGGAUGGAAGGAUAUCUUUUUGCUGGGUGGCCGGGGUUUGCUGUUUCUGACUGUCCUGACUCUAGUUAUUUUGAUGACCUUCCCGUGGCUUCCAUCUCAAGCUCCAUCCAAAGCUGUUUGACAGAGCAGUGCAUACCUGAAGAAUGUCUGGAAACCUCACAGGAAAUGAAGCUGAGAAGACAGGAAGGACGCUUCUAUCAAAUGACCAGGGAAGCCUGGAAAUUACUUGAUGGCUACACGCUUGGGUUUAUGUUAGAGCUCCUUGGACGGGAUGGUCGAAUAAAAAAGAUACUGAGUGCUCACGGAGUGCCCCCGGACCUGGGGACACGCCAGAAAAGGAGGGAGAGCUCCUGUGGAGCCCUCUUCAUCAAUCUCCGUCUCGCUGACCAGGGCCAUGAAGAACCAAGGCUUGCCAAUGAAAAUGGAGCAGCCGGUGACACCCCAAACGAGAGACGGAAGCUGCCUGAGCACGUGAGCUAACCGACGUGAGCUAACGUGAGCCCCGUUCCAGCCUCUCCCAAGCAGCCCAGAGCAAAGAAGGCCCUCAUUUUACCUGAAGAACCUCCAGAGAUGGCCCAGGAGGUGGUUACGGUUGCUCUCCGCUGUCCCGAUGGACGAGUGCUCAGACGGAGGUUUUACAAGACGUGCAGCUCACAGGUGUCGUUGGACUGGAUGAUGAAAGUGGGCUAUCACAGGUCCAUUUAUACCCUCUCCACUUCCUAUCCCAGAAGACCUUUGAAAGUGGGAGAAGACCAGACAUUAGAAGACACUGGUCUCACUAUGGACACUGUGCUGAACGUGGAGGAGAAAGAGCCCUCCCCCUCACUGUGAGGCUUGUGGGACCAAUCACGAGGGAUACGCACGCACUGGCUGUGAGUGGCACGAGGGUUUCGUGUGACAAUCAAGCUAAACGGCAAAUGGGCCUUCUGCAGGCAAACACUGACCUACCUUGGUAAUAAAUGGAUAUGCUGGCAGAGUGAA